UCGCAGACUAGAUACUGCUGUAUAAUGGUCAGCUAUAGGUGUCAAAUUGGGCAUGUUUUACGUAAAGUUAAAACUGUAAUCGUUCUUUCUGUGUUUGGAAUGGCGUUGGUGAUACUGAUUGGUUUAAGUCAACACGACGGAGCAUUGAGACAUUUUACUGCAAGUCAAACAUUAAGAACCAUUCCGCCUUAUACAGAAGGCAAGUUCACGAAACCGUUGGUUGGAAAUGUGAAAAUUAAUUUUCAAGAGUACGCCAUAUUUUCAGCCCCGGUAGUUAAUGCUGAAUAUAAACACCGCAUUUUCACAGAAGGUGAAACGAUCACAACAAAUUCUGAAGAGGCUGGUCGUCCACGGCUAAUAUUAAUUUGGAACACGCCGGCUUCAGUACAAUCUCCAUUCCCCAUGCCUGAGAAAUGUGGGCUGUGUGAUAUUACCACAAACCGCACGCUGGCAACAGAGAGCGAUGCAAUCGUAAUUCAUUAUCGGAACACAAACAUUUUGCCAGACCCCAAAACCAGGCGGUCUGACCAACUUUAUGUUUGGCUAUGUCGAGAAUCUCCUUGGACAACGAAACACAAGUAUAAACUGGACUUGACGAAGUUUGACAACUAUUUCAAUUCAACGAUGACGUACAAAACGUCGUCAGAGUUUUCUCACCCUUACGUUGAGAUUUUACAUCGGGAAACUAAUUCAAAGGCCGGUUAUAAUGUCCCUAUGCUUGUACAAGAUGUGAACGAAGUGUUGUUACGCAAGAAAUACCUUGUGGCGUGGGUGGUUAGUAAUUGUGUCGACACCGCUGGAGCCAGAAGACGUUUCAAGCUUGCCCAAAACCUGAUAAACGCUGGUCUACAGCUGCAUCGUUUUGGGCGUUGCUUCCCUGGCUCUUAUAGCCCAGAAAGUCGGAAUCCACAAAUGUUUGAAAUGCUCAGCCAAUACAAGUUCUAUCUAGCUUUCGAAAACACGUACCACUGUAAAGAGUAUGUAACGGAAAAAUUUUGGAAGAACGGAAUAUACAGCGGUGCGGUGCCUAUAGUAUGGGGUCCUUCAAAAGAAACCAUUCGUCGUAUUGCUCCACCUAACUCUUACAUUCACGUUGAGGAUUUUCAAUCAUUGGAUGGUUUAGUUAAAUACAUAAACUACCUCGACCACAACGAUACCGCAUAUGCUGAGUAUUUUAAAUGGCGAAGGGGUAUGAACCAUGGACAAACCAACAGCGACCCUUCUUUGAAAGCGCUUGAAAAAUCGCAAAUGUACGGUUACUGUAGUCUGUGCAACGCCUUAAAUUCAGGCAGGUUACGUCGAUCAAGUUAUAUUCCAUCUCUUGACACACUGUGGUAUGAGAAUGAGAAGUCAUCAUGUUAUGCUCCUGCAGACGAUUCGUGGUAAUAACGCAUUCUAUCGUUUGUUAUAUAUACUAUUUCAUUAACACAUGCAGGUGUCAUAUACUUAUCGUACAGGUAUUUUUACUUCAAAAUAAAGUUUUAAUACAAACACA
This is a messenger RNA of Ciona intestinalis (vase tunicate), 1495 nucleotides long. The record is from RefSeq and is a predicted model, not a curated record. Lineage: Eukaryota; Metazoa; Chordata; Ascidiacea; Phlebobranchia; Cionidae.